GGACUCAGGCCGGACUCGGACGCGCGCACCCCGAAGAAGAGGCGGCGCCGGCCCCCGCGGAUGAAGCACCCAGGCCUUUGGAAGAUGCUCACAGUGGCCAUGUGCGUGGCCCUCGUGGGCUGCCUGCAGGCCCAGGAACUCCAGGGACACGUCUCCAUCAUCCUGCUGGGAGCCACCGGAGACCUGGCGAAGAAGUACUUGUGGCAGGGACUGUUCCAGCUCUACCUGGAUGAGGUGGGGAAGGGCCACAGCUUCAGCUUCCAUGGGGCCGCUCUGACGGCCCCCAAGCAGGGCCAGGAGCUCAUGGCCAAGGCCCUGGAAUCCCUCUCCUGCCCCAAGGACACGGCACCCAGUCACUGUGCCAGACUCAAGGGCCAGUUCCUGCAGCUGAGCCAGUACCGCCAACUGAAGACGGCAGAAGACUAUCGGGUGCUGAGCAAGGACAUUGAGGCACAGGUCGAGCAGGAGGGCCUCCGGGAGGCGGGCAGGAUUUUCUACUUCUCCGUGCCACCCUUCGCCUAUGUGGACAUUGCCCGCAACAUCAACAGCAGCUGCCGGCCGGGCCCGGGUGCCUGGCUGCGGGUUGUCUUCGAGAAGCCCUUUGGCCACGACCACCUCUCAGCCCAGCAGCUGGCCACCGAACUUGGGAGCUUCUUCCAGGAGGAGGAGAUGUACCGGGUGGACCACUACCUGGGCAAGCAGGCUGUGGCCCAGAUUCUGCCCUUCCGAGACCAGAACCGCAAGGCCCUGGACAGCCUCUGGAACCGGCACCACGUGGAGCGGGUGGAGAUCAUCAUGAAGGAGACAGUAGAUGCAGAAGGUCGCAUCAGCUUCUACGAGGAGUAUGGGGUCAUCCGCGACAUCCUGCAGAACCACCUGACCGAGAUCCUCACGCUGGUGGCCAUGGAGCUGCCCCAGGACGUCAGCAGCUCGGCGGCCGUGCUGCAGCACAAGCUCCAGGCCUUCCGUGCCCUGCGGGGCCUGCACAGGGGCAGCGCCGUCCUGGGCCAGUACCAGGCCUACAGCGCGCAGGUGCGCGGGGAGCUGCAGAGGCCGGACGGCUUCCACAGCCUGACGCCCACCUUCGCAGGCGUCCUCGUGCAUGUUGACAACCUGCGCUGGGAGGGCGUGCCCUUCAUCCUGAUGUCCGGCAAGGCGCUGGACGAGAGAGUGGGCUACGUGCGGGUCCUGUUCAAAAAUAGGGCGCUCUGCGUCCAUCACGAGAGGAACUGGGCCCCAGAGCAGAGCCAGUGUCUGCCCCGGCAGAUCAUCUUCCACAUCGGGCAUGGCGAGCUGGGCCACCCCGCCAUCCUGGUCAGCCGGAACCUGUUCAGGCCCUCCCUGCCCGCGCACAGCUGGACGGAAGUGCAGGAGCAGCCCGGGCUCCAGGUGUUCGGCCGCCCCCUGUCCGAUUUCUAUGCCUACAGCCCCGUGAAGGAGCGAGACGCCUACUCCAUCCUCCUGUCCCAUAUCUUCCACUGCCGGAAGGAGUCCUUCAUCACCACAGAGAACUUGCUGGCCUCCUGGGUCUUUUGGACCCCCUUGCUGGACAGCCUGGACCAUGAGGCCCCGCGCAUCUACCCAGGGGGAGCGGAGACCGGCAACCUGCUGGACCUAGAGUUUAACGGCAGCCACCUGUCCUUCUCCCAGCAGCAGCCUGAGCAGCUGGUGCCAGGGCUGGGGUCGGCCCCAAGGCCCAGCGACUUCCGGGUUCUCGGGACCAGGUACCGAGAGAGCCCGCUGAUCUCGGCCUGGCCCGAGGAACUGAUCUCCAAGCUGGCCAGCGACAUCGAGGCCACUGCCGUGCAGGCUGUGCGGCGCUUUGGCAAGUUCCACCUGGCGCUGUCGGGCGGCUCCAGCCCCAUCGCCCUGUUCCAGCAGCUGGCCACGGGCCACUACGGCUUCCCCUGGGCCCACACGCACCUGUGGCUGGUGGACGAGCGCUGCGUUCCACUGUCGGAUCCCGACUCCAACUUCCAGGGCCUGCAGGCCCACCUGCUGCAGCACGUCCGCGUGCCCUACUACAACAUCCACCCCAUGCCCGUGCACCUGCACCAGCGGCUGUGCGCCGAGGAGGACCAGGGCACCCAGACCUACGCCGGGGAGAUCUCGGCCCUGGUGGCCAACAGCAGCUUCGACCUGGUGCUGCUGGGCAUGGGCACCGACGGGCACACGGCCUCCCUCUUCCCACAGUCACCCACAGGCCUGGACGGCGAGCAGCUGGUGGUGCUGACCCAGAGCCCCUUCAGGCCGUACCAGCGCAUGAGCCUCAGCCUGCCGCUCAUCAACCGGGCCAAGAAGGUGGCCGUCCUGGUCAUGGGCAGGACAAAGCGUGAGAUCACCAUGCUCGUGAGCCGCGUGGGCCACGAGCCCAAGAAGUGGCCCAUCUCGGGCGUGCUGCCGAGCUCCGGCCAGCUGGUUUGGUACAUGGACUACGAGGCCUUCCUGGGAUGACCGGGCCUCCUUGCCUUGGUUCCUCCCGGGCCUUCUGAAACCUGCCACCCUCCCUCCCCUCCGAGUGCCCCGCGUGCCCCGUGUGUCCCUGCUCUCUGGAAGCUGAGAUGAGACCCCAGAGAGGAGAGGACAAAGCCCCGUCCCAGCCCCCUUGGAUGGUCGCUCCCACCUGGUGUUUCAGGGAAGAUGCAGAAGCAGGGAGCCGUGGACCCCUGCUCUGGGUCAGGAGAAAAAGCUUAAGAAAGGCUCUCGAGGGAUCCACCAGCAAAAUAAUCCCGGAGUGGCCUGGGGGUGGAGCUCAGAGGCAGAGCACUUGCCUGGCAUCAUGAGGCCCUGAGUUCAUCCCCAGCACUGCCAAAAAUACACACUGAAAAAAGGAGGAGGAGAAGGCUCCCGUGGGGAGGCAGGAGGGACUGGCCUGGACCCUCGAGCGGGAGAGGGGCCUGCGUUGGUGGUGAGAAGGACACAGUGAGCUGCUCAGCGCCGCCUUUCCCUCCACGCCCCCGCGUCCAGCUCCCCACGUCCAGCCCGCCCUCGGGUCCUUUCCCAGGCGGCUCACCUGCUCUGCCUCUGGGUCCUCUGUCCCUUCCCAGUGCUUGCUGUUCCCCUAGCCUAUCCUCCCGCAGAGAGGUAACUGAGAUGUCAAAAAGGCACCCCAGGUCUCCAGACUGAUGUCGGGGGCUCCAGUGAGAGUGCUCCCCGGCCUCUCCACCUGCCCCUCCUCCUGCCCCUCCUCGAGGGUCUCCCUCCGGGAAGCACUGAGCACACACAGCCAGGGCGUCUCAGGGUCCCUGACUGCAGAGUGAUUACACCUUGGGCUGCCUGGUGUAGCCACUGGUUGUAGCAGCAGAGCCAAUAGACUCAUCCUUUGGAGGGAAAGAGGCGACGUCAGGCGGCGCUGGGCCUUCAGCUAUCUCUGAUCCCGCUGGGCAGCCAGAUUUCCUGCUAGGGCAGCUGCGGCCCACAGCCUUUCUGAGGGCUCAGCUGGCCGCGGGGACAGAGCAUUGCCAGCCUUCCUCUACCCUCUACGGCAGCCUGGGGCUCGAGCUGGUGACUUCUUGUCUGCUGGUCCCUCCAGCCCCCUUCCCCGCCCCUGCCUGAAACCCCGGGGAGGAGGUGGCAGCCUCUCUGUCAGCCUGGCCGGGGGCCCCUUCUCCCUGGAAGCUGUGGGCCAACAUCACCUGUUUUUCUGAAUCUCUCAGCAGAGGCUCUGAAAUUCUUUUUAAGGAAGCCAACAACAAAAAGCAGACUCCCAAGCCCACCGGCUGAGCCUGGUCUCUGUGGGACUGUCCUCCAGACUGUGUCCCCUGCACGGAGCCCCAGGGUCUUGCGAAGUUUUCAUUUGGUGGGGAGCGACCACUUUGGAUUAUUUAGUUUCUUCCAGGCCAAGCAUUGAAACCGUUUCUCCCUUUUCCUUGGUGACUUAUGUAGGGGCCUAGCCAGGGCUUCAUAUGAAAGGCAGCCUUAUUCAAAUCCUGCGUACCCUGGCCCCCAGUGACCAGUGGUCCCGGGACAUUAUUAGCAAGCUUCCUCUAGCAGGGCCAAGUCCCAAGACCCAGGUCAGGAGCUGACAUAGAUAGUGCCUGGGUAGUUCCACCUCCGGCCACCUGGGGGCCCCCACACACUGCCACAGGAGCAGCUCUGCGCUACCCGCAUUUCCGUGGUGAGCCUGCCAGGGUCCUUGGUCCCAGCCCUGGCCAUCUGGCCUUUAGGUACUUAUCUCUUUGGUAACAGUGCCGGGAUUGCUGCAGAAAGAAGGGUGGACAGGCAUCAUUUCACCAUUUCUGAAUAAUACUGACUCGCUGACUGCCCGAGCCUCAGAGUGUCCUGCUCUUAUGCAGGGGACCCUUGCUGCUUCCCCACCCUGGGUCGGGAACAGAGGGUCCAGAACCGGAAGCACCUUGCGGGUGCCGUGCAGACCUUGUGGACCAUGAUCUGCGGCGAGAAAGACAUUUCACCCCACCAGUUAGUCACGUCUGCGCACAAGUGUGUCUUAAGCCAGGUUUCACAAACAAGCUCUGCCUCUUCGCAUCUGGGGUACCCUUGAUCUAGUUUUCAUUUUUAAAAUGCUGUUUGCAACCCACUAAAGUGAGUUGGUACAGAGUUUGAAAAAUAACACCCCUUGUCCAGCUUUCUACCUGGUCUGGCGGCUCCAGGCCCCAGGAUUGGGGUGGGGAGACACAGAAUACGGCCCCCCUGUUGGCUUCUGAGCCCGCCCCCAGCCAGGCCGCAGGCGCCCAGGGCUCUGGGGGUCAGCCUCGCGCCCGCCCCGGCCAGGAAGGAUCUGGACGCCCCAGGCGGGGGAGGUGUGCCGUGGCGGCCCCCCUGUGCACUGCAGUAAGUGGCUGGGGCCCCUCCUCUGGGGGACCAGGCCCCUGUGCAGCCCAGGAGCAGCGCGCUCUCCCCGGCUGCGGUGGGGAACGGAUCCAGGGGCUUUCUGGGCUGUGGAGAGCUAGAUUCUGAUUUUGGAUCUGAGGGCAGAUGUUCCUGCUAACCGAGUGAAAUGGUCUCACCUUGUUGAUUUUCCCCACUUUCUGCUGUCUUUUCCCUUGGGCCCCAAAUUAGCAGCAUAAUGAGAGCUUCCUAGGGCCUGGACCGGUACUUCCUGCACUUCUGAGUGUGCCCCACGAGGGCCUGGCCUCUGCCUGGGAGUUCCCUUGCUUCUUUUGAAUCCUUCCUUUUCCUCUUCCGGGCCUGGUGGGACGGAGGGCGGGAGGGGAGAUUCCGGAAAACCACAUGGAGCUGCUGCCUCGGACGCAGCUUUCAGGCAGAACAGCUUUUUUCCUUGCCGAGCGUGUGCAGUCGAGCAUGUGUAGCCCUGUGACCGCCCUGCCGGGUCACGUUUUGUCAUAUGUACCGGAGACGCCUUCCUGCAGGCCUUGGGCCCGCAGCAGCAGUGUACGGAAACAGGACACGGGACACAGGUGUACUGCUCUAGGCGGACCCCGAUCCCCCCAGCCCCCAACCUACCUGCCAGCAGACACUGCCCUCUGCAGGGAACUCCGCUCAGCACCACAGCUGUCAUUGGCGAGCACAGGAUGUCGUGAAGGACAGAAGAUAGGACAAGGAAUUUUGCUUGUCCCGGGACAUCUGGGGACACCCAAAAAUUUACGCUAGAUGCUUCAAGGACUCUGCCCUCUGAGGUGUGAGACAGAGAACUUUGAGCACAGAUGUUUAUUAAAAUCUUCCCUUGUAAUGUCCCCUA
Molecule: messenger RNA, 5659 nt
Organism: Chinchilla lanigera (long-tailed chinchilla)
Lineage: Eukaryota; Metazoa; Chordata; Mammalia; Rodentia; Chinchillidae
Gene: H6pd
Product: hexose-6-phosphate dehydrogenase (glucose 1-dehydrogenase)
Biological process (GO): glucose metabolic process; pentose-phosphate shunt; pentose-phosphate shunt, oxidative branch
Cellular component (GO): endoplasmic reticulum
Molecular function (GO): NADP binding; 6-phosphogluconolactonase activity; glucose-6-phosphate dehydrogenase activity
Source: RefSeq, a predicted model, not a curated record